AGCGUGAAUAACGCGAACAUAAAUCGACCACAAACCUUUCUCAUUUUACAGUACAUUAAGUCGAUGACCCGAUGAGACACACCCCACUUUUCAGUGCACUCUUCCGACAUGGCAACGAUUUGGCUGUUGACAAUUCUUCUCGCCCCGUUCACCCUCUUUGAUGUCUGGUACUUCGUCAAUGGUUUCAUCACGUGGAUGGUGGCAAAGUUACAGAAAACAAUACGGAAGAAGGGCGUAUUGGAGGAAGUGGUUACUUAUGGCCUCGUGACCACCACUGAUAUGAGCUCUGUGGUUCACAAGAACAACGCCCGCUACCCUCGCAAGUGUGACUUUGGCCGGUUCCAUCUGUGGGAGUCCACGGGAAUGUGGGAUAGCGUGGUGAAGCUGGGUGGUUCCAUGACUUUGGGAGCUUCGACCAUCCGCUUCCGCAGAUCAUUGUAUUUCCUGGAACCUUUCCGGGUCAGAUCUAAGGCAAGGAUCGUGAAUAUUUAA
Messenger RNA from Branchiostoma floridae (Florida lancelet), 492 nucleotides. RefSeq names its product protein THEM6-like. The record is from RefSeq and is a predicted model, not a curated record. Bases 109 to 492 code for a protein of 127 amino acids. NCBI's taxonomy places the organism in Eukaryota, Metazoa, Chordata, Leptocardii, Amphioxiformes, Branchiostomatidae. The transcript has 2 exons.